Molecule: messenger RNA, 3184 nt
Organism: Acanthaster planci (crown-of-thorns starfish)
Lineage: Eukaryota; Metazoa; Echinodermata; Asteroidea; Valvatida; Acanthasteridae
Product: major facilitator superfamily domain-containing protein 8-like
Biological process (GO): transmembrane transport
Cellular component (GO): lysosomal membrane
Molecular function (GO): transmembrane transporter activity
Source: RefSeq, a predicted model, not a curated record
CCCCAUGUGGAUUCGAUGUCUUUUACAAGAGUGCUGGUUCUGAGAACCGGUGAGUGUAAACUCGACUUUUCGACCAGGAUGCUCUGGUCGACCUUAGGUGGUCUCCCCUUUAGGGUGACCAGAGGAGAUCAAAUCCAGAGGGUGUACCUGUAAACCUUCUCUCAGUGUACGACAUGUGUUGCCUACACAUUCGGUUCGUCUAUUUAGGAUUAUUCUAAUAUAAUCCCAAUGUCAUAUUAUAAAAUGUUUGACAGGAAGUUUGUAAUAUGUUUCUCUAACUAUUCCACAGACCAGGAAGCCCUAUUUACUCUUUAAACAGUAUUGGUAUUGGAAAUUAAGGGGUGGCUGUUUCUUAAUCCUCAAAUCAUUUUGAAUUUCAUGCCUCAUAAAGUUAUUACUGACAUCAGAACAAAGGGUAAUUAUACGAAAGGAAGCCAAUAUCAAACGUACGUCGAAUACAUCAUGAUGGCCCUGAAACAGUAGGCCCUAAUAAAAGAUUCUGGGAAUGCUGGAUUGACGAGCUCUAGUCAAAUAUCGGUCGCACAGAUAACACAACAUAAUGUUAUUAGGUCAUUUUCUUCGCAUAACAACAGAUGAUUAAUGGCCACUUUGCAGGUUGAUCCAGCAAGCAACACGAAUUUCCUGGGCUUCACCGUGGCAUCCUUCGGCCUAGCCCAGUGCUUCGGCUCGCUGCUCUUCGGCUGGUGGGCCGAUUACUUUAAGUCGGUCAAGCGGGCCCUGAUCUACUCGGCAGGGCUGACGCUGAUCGGCAACCUGGUCUACUUCGCGGCCGACUUCGUGCCGAACAACGGCCGCUGGGUGGUCCUCGCCGGACGCUUCUUCAUUGGUCUCGGCGCAGGUGACGUUGCACUGGGCCGCACCUACGUAGCCUCAGCCACCACCGUCCGUGAACGCACGGACGCCGUAGCGCUGAUGAGCGCUUGCAUCUCGAUAGGCUAUAUCACCGGGCCACUGUUACAGACGGCCUUUGCAACUAUCGGCUAUCCUGGAUGGGCAUUCCUCAACAUGUACUCCGUACCUGUCCUGUUCAGUGCUGUGAUCGGGGUUGGAAACAUCGCUCUUCUCGCCAUCAAAUUCAAGGAUUCCCCGGUGGCAGACAGACUCAGCGCCAAGCAGGAGGAGUCCAGGAGGAAAUCCAAAGUGGGAGAAAACCUGGUCAGCAAGGAAGAUGCCGACAAGAUAGAGAAGGCUGUCCGCGGGCUCACGGAAGAUGGCAACCACAACAACGGAGACGUCAAGAAACGCAGCAGUACAACGAGCGGUUGGAGCCAGUCCUUGGACGAUGAGGAAGAUAACGCUAAGCUAGACAUUGUCGCUGUCAUCGUCAUCAAUAUCCUUUUCUGCGUCACGUCAUUUGUCUUCUCUGCACUUGAUACUGUUGGUACUGCCCUCGUGAUGGACGAGUACGGGCUGAUUCAGGACAAGGCCAUCUUAUAUCAGGGACUUCUACUCGCAUCCGUCGCUUUCCAGUUCAUCAUAGUCGUCUUGCUUCUCAAACCUCUGAAAAAACUUUUGAGCGAGCGAGCCAUCUUCCUGAUGGGUUUCGUGAUAGCCGCUGUCGGCAUGUUUAUCAUGCUGCCUUGGGGAGACACGUUCCUCUCGGACAUAUCAGCAGCGGAGAAUCAAGAUUUAUUCGACCAGUUCCUCGGAGGAAUAAAUCCCUGGCCGGAAAUCUGUGGUGUCUCCGAGUCCGCAGGGGCACUGUCCGCGAUCCUCCCGGCCCAGGGAGCGGGAAACCAGGCCGUGGGGAUCUUCAGCGGCCCGGUCGACACCGGAAGCAGCAACCUGACCUACGGCGUCUGCUGGGAGCUGUACGAGUGGUGCUGCUGGUCGCCCAGGCUGUACAUCUCGCAGUAUCUGAUCGGCUUCCUGCUGUCCAUGGGCGUAUCCUACGGUUUCUGCUUCAUCAUGGCGUCCACCAUCUACUCCAAAGUACUUGGGUUAAAAAACCAGGGUAAAAUGAUGGGAUACCUGACUGCGGCCGGCUCGCUGUCCCGCAUCGUGGGACCCAUCUACAUGGGGCAGAUGUACGGGGCCUUCGGUCCGCGGCUCUCCUUUGCCAUCAUUCUGGCCAUGCUGGUCGUCUCCGUGUUCCUGUGCGCCUGGAACUACUCGCGUUUCGUCCCGUUCGGCAUGAAGGAGAUCUACCAGGUCCACUUCUCCGACAUGGAGGCCUACCUGGCUCGCCAGAACAAAGGGGAACAGGGGGAAGGGGAGGAGGGCGGGGCUUCGGGCAAGGACAAAGGGACCAGUGACGGCGUUUACGUCACGAUCGAGGACACCAAUCUGUGAAGUAAAGGGACACCACACACACAAAAUAAAAAAAAAAAUCGGAAGGAUAGCGGACUUCAAGAAUUAAGAUGUAAAUAAUCGCGUCUUAUAAAGACUACAAGAACGAAGUCAGUCCGUUGGCGUAUGAUGCAUCCUUUUCUGUGUUGUUCUAAUGCGUACGGCGGGUUGCCAGCAACCGAUAAUGACAAUUGGCUUAUCCGGGAUCUUAAAACUGUUUAGAUCAACAAAGACGUUUGGUAAUGACUAAGAGCUUCAAGCGAUGCGAUUCAUGUUUUUAAUUUUUUUUUAUUUAGCCGCACUGUUCAACUUGUAAAUGAAUACAACUAUAUUUCAUCCUCGUAUAAAGGUUUUCCAGUGAUAAUGCGAAAAAUACACAGGGGAAGUCAAGAAGAAAGGACAAAUUGAAUGAACCAACAGAAGCAGUUGAUUUUUCAUUUAUUUAUUAACACUAUAUGUCACCUCUUCGUGUAAUUACUUAUUCCCCGAAUCUGUUGCUGAAGGCGUUCGAAUGAUCGUAACAGAGGCAUACGAAUAACUGUACCAGCUGUACAUAGUUAAUAACAGAUGAUUAUUUGUAAAAAAUCUGAUAUACAAGUCUCAGUUUAAUUCACGUCAUCUUAACACUCGAGAAGCCAUUUUGUAACCAUUUCUUCCAACUGGGACAGAUUUCGCCCGGGGUCUUGGCAGUGAAAUAAUAGAUGUCAUCUCGUUGCUGGUCACGUAAAGUUCAAGUCCAAUCGAACCUUGUCUUUUAUCAUCAUCGUCACUUCGUAUGAAGGUAUACUUAAGUCGCACAGGUAACGGUGCAUCAAAUUCACAAACAUUUAUGAAGUGUCCCACUAGCAAGAAUUAAAUAAAAUUAUACAAAGAA